AUGUCUGACUUUCAAAACUUGAACGAAACAAUCUCAACCUUCAUCACGUAUCAAACAAAGGCAAGACGGAUACAUUCACGUGCCUUAGCUACUCAUGCAACGUCUCUCUACCCGAAAUCGCCAAUAAUACCACCCUACGAAAAACUAUUGGCAAAUCUGUCAUGGAUCAACAAGAAUUUGAACAGGCCAUUGACGCUGGCUGAAAAGAUCGUUUACUCUCAUAUGAUCAACCCUGAAUCGCUUACGCCUGUUCGUGGCGAAACUUACCUCAAGCUGUCGCCAGAUCGAGCUGCCAUGCAAGAUGCAAGUGCUCAAAUGGCCAUUUUACAAUUCAUGAACGCUGGAAUGAAAACCACAGCUGUACCUACAACAGUUCACUGUGACCAUCUUAUUGAAGCCCAUCAAGGUGGUGACAAGGACGUUGCUUCGUCAAUGAUAACAAACAAGGAGAUCUUUGACUUUUUGCGAGAUGCUUCUGAGAAGUACGGAAUCGGGUUCUGGAAGCCUGGAAGUGGAAUCAUUCAUCAAAUCGUACUCGAAAACUAUGCAGCACCAGGUGGUCUCAUGCUCGGAACAGACUCACACACACCAAAUGCUGGUGGUCUUGGCAUGAUUGCUAUUGGUGUAGGAGGUGCCGAUGCCGUCGACGCCAUGGCCAACAUCCCAUGGGAACUGAAAGCACCUAAAAUAUUGGGCGUCCGUCUAACUGGCAAGCUCAAUGGCUGGGCAUCACCAAAAGACGUCAUCUUGAAACUGGCUGGAUUAUUGACUGUGCAAGGUGGAACAAACCAUAUUGUCGAAUAUUUCGGUCCUGGUGUGGAUUCACUCAGUUGUACUGGAAUGGGCACGAUAUGUAAUAUGGGCGCUGAAGUUGGUGCUACGACGUCUGUGUUUCCUUAUACGGCUGCCAUGAAGAGAUAUCUUAAUGCUACGAGACGAGAGCAGGUGGCACAGGCUGCUGAUCAUGCUCUGGCUGCCGGAUUCUUGAAGGCUGAUGCUAAUGCUCAUUAUGAUCAAGUUGUUGAAAUUAAACUUGAUGAACUUGAGCCGCAUAUCAAUGGUCCAUUCACACCUGAUGCUGCAACUCCAAUAUCCAAAUUCAAGGAUUUGGUCAAAUCGAAAGGAUGGAAGGAUGAAGUCAAAGUCUCGUUGAUUGGAUCAUGUACCAAUUCCUCGUACGAAGACAUGUCUCGAGCAGCAUCAAUUGCAAAACAAGCAGCUGCAAAUGGAAUGAAGGUCAAGUCUGAAUUCCUGAUUACGCCAGGCUCAGAACAGAUUCGAGCUACCAUUGAACGAGAUGGUCAAACGGAUGUGUUGACCAGUGUGGGUGGUCAGGUACUAGCUAAUGCAUGUGGACCAUGUAUUGGCCAAUGGAAGAGGACUGAUAUGCAGAAAGAUGAAGAGAACGCGAUCUUGACCUCAUUCAAUCGUAAUUUCCGAUCCAGAAAUGAUGGCAAAUCCAAGACUAUGAACUUUUUGGCGUCACCUGAGAUUGUAACAGCAAUGGCAUUUGCUGGCAAAUUAUCCUUCAACCCAGCCACCGACUCUGUUGCCGGCUUUAAAUUCGCCCCUCCAUCAGGCGCCGACCUCCCACCAUCAGGUUUCCUAACAGGUCGCGACGUAUACGGCGCACCCGUCGCAUCACCACACCCAAACCCCGACAUAACAAUAACCGUAUCGCCUUCAUCAUCCCGUCUUGAAUUGCUGCAGCCGUUCGCGAGCUGGGAUGGUUCUGAGAUGGAGGAUUUGAGAGUGCCUGUCAAGGUUGUUGGCAAAUGCACUACAGAUCAUAUAUCAGCUGCUGGCAAGUGGUUGAAAUAUAAAGGACAUUUAGGUAAUAUUUCGGCCAAUACACUCAUUGGUGCUGUGAAUGAAUUCGCGGGGGGUAAGGUUGGAGUUGCGGUCAACGAGCUGACGAAGAAGGAGGACAGCAUCCCAAAUGUGGGCGAAGCAUAUAAGGCCGCCAAUGUGCCAUGGCUUAUAGUAGCUGAUUCCAACUAUGGUGAGGGAUCUGCACGCGAGCAUGCUGCACUACAACCACGACAUCUGGGAUGUCGCGUAAUCGUGUCUAGAUCGUUUGCUCGUAUUCACGAAACCAACUUGAAGAAACAAGGCAUCCUACCCGUAACAUUCAAAAACCUUGCUGACUAUGACAAAAUCACACCCAACUGCCGCGUAUCUACACUGAAUCUCGGUGCAGCAGCCAAGUCAUCGACGCCACAGGAAAUCACAUUGAGGAUACAGCCUGCAAGUGGACCUGCAUUUGAUGUUCCGGUGCAGCAUACCAUGUCGGCUGAUCAGUGGUCGUGGUUUACGGCCGGUAGUGCGUUGAAUGCUAUUGCAUCUAAAGCCUUGUAG
Synchytrium microbalum is the source of this 2358-nucleotide messenger RNA. RefSeq names its product 3-isopropylmalate dehydratase (gene LEU1). Gene Ontology annotation, biological process: tricarboxylic acid cycle. Bases 1 to 2358 code for a protein of 785 amino acids. The transcript is spliced from 10 exons. Gene Ontology annotation, cellular component: mitochondrion; cytosol. The record is from RefSeq and is a predicted model, not a curated record. Gene Ontology annotation, molecular function: 4 iron, 4 sulfur cluster binding; aconitate hydratase activity. NCBI's taxonomy places the organism in Eukaryota, Fungi, Chytridiomycota, Chytridiomycetes, Synchytriales, Synchytriaceae.